AGCAGGAGUCGGGUGCCUGGGGAGGUGCUCGGCUGGUGUAGAGGACGGUGGCUCCUGGGUGUCGUGAAAGCAGGGAAGUGUUUUGAAGAAACUUCCUGUUGGAAUGCCUCACGUCAAUGCAGCUGCACUUCUGCAGAUUUGUGUGCUGCUGUCUGCACUUCCUGCACAGUAUUUCAUAUCCCAAUGGUAUGGAACAGACUCUGCUCAGCGCAUCCAAAUAACAGAAAGGUUGAUAAUUGUCUGGUGGAGCAGCUUUACAAAAUCUUAUUUGAGCCUGGAUGUAUGGGCAGACUACUUAAAGCUCUGGUUAUCAAAGACAAGGAAUUGGUACUAUGGAGAAAAGAAAAUCAAAAGUGGAGAAAAUGAAGAAACAACCUAUUCUUAUUUUGCAGAAUCAACUUACGUUCGCAGUCCAAAGCCUGAAUAUAUUCAGUUCAGUGUGGGACAGGUAAUAGUUCACAAAAGACUUGGCUAUUCAGGAGUCAUUGUUGGAUGGGAUGUAAAAGCUAAAGCUCCAGAAGAAUGGCUACGACACAGAUAUCCUCCAGCAAAACAGGAUCUGAAAGAUACUCCUCACUAUCGAAUUCUAAUUAACAAAGCAAAUGGAUUUAGCAAAUCUACAGCUUACAUUCCUGAGGAGGAGAUAACAAUUAUUAUGGGAUUAGAGGUCCAUCACCCUGAUAUGAAAGGCUAUUUCAGUGGCUAUGAUGGAUCAAAAUACAUUAUGCAGCCAUGGUUGAAAAAAAUUUAUCCUCAUGACUGAAGUAUGUUUUAUGUGAGGUACCUCUGCACAACACACUUCCUUUUUAAACUGGAACAAGUGGACACC
Molecule: messenger RNA, 829 nt
Organism: Rhea pennata
Lineage: Eukaryota; Metazoa; Chordata; Aves; Rheiformes; Rheidae
Exons: 7
Coding region: 104-763 (219 amino acids)
Molecular function (GO): DNA binding
Source: RefSeq, a predicted model, not a curated record